This is a messenger RNA of Oppiella nova, 252 nucleotides long. The record is from the annotation of a GenBank genome assembly. NCBI's taxonomy places the organism in Eukaryota, Metazoa, Arthropoda, Arachnida, Sarcoptiformes, Oppiidae.
AUGAAUUACAGAUCCAUUUGUAUCUUUGUUGUGGUGUGUGUUGUGAGCGCUUUAAUCGGCGUCUCUUUGAGUGAACCCCAGAAUCAAAGCAAAGCCAAGAAUACCAAAAGAAACCCAAAGAAUAGAUCUCCUCUGAGACGCGAUGGAGUGGUUCCCGAUGUCAUUGAUUCCGUGCCAAAGGAUAAGAUUACGGUGAAGUACUCGUCAGGACUUGAAGUGAAGUUCGGCAAUGAGUUGACACCGACUCAAGUG